This is a messenger RNA of Cherax quadricarinatus, 209 nucleotides long. Lineage: Eukaryota; Metazoa; Arthropoda; Malacostraca; Decapoda; Parastacidae. The record is from RefSeq and is a predicted model, not a curated record.
CCAGGUGAUGCAAAAUCUGGAGCAGGAGUAAAGAGAGGAGACUAUUUCAUCAUCAGAGUUUGACCGCUUCUUGGCAGAGCGUGCAGCAGCAGCAGAUGCUUUACCAACCAUCACUGCUGCCACAGGAUCCUCGGGUCAGCAUCAACGAACAAUGGCCCGUGAUGAUAAAGACAACCAGAUGUUUGCUCUUUAAAGCAAAUGUGAUACAG